UUGAACACAUUUUUCUUUUAUCACGGCUGGUGAAUUGCCUUGGCAAUUGGUCUCGUUAGUAACGAUUACGAUAUUCAAAUCAUUCUUCAUAGAUAUUGAAUUGGCCGAUUAAGAAACGAGCUAUAAAUUAUUUAUACCAUCUUUAUCUCCUGAUUUCAAAUUAUACCACGUUCGCCACAAUUAGUCACACACGGCCUUUAGUAGAUAUCAACUGUGAAUGUUUAGUGAACAUAAAAAUGGUGUCAGAAUUUAGAAAACAGAAACUUCUGCAUCUCUUUAACAUUUUCUUUGACAUAGAUGCAAGUGGAAGCAUCGAAAGGAAUGAUUUUGUAUUAGCUGCCGAAAAUAUCUGCAAAUUACGAGGUUGGAAAUCAGGUGAUGAUAAAUAUAAGGAAACUUUGGAGUCUCUGAUCAAAAUAUGGGAAGGUUUACAAACCGCCGCUGAUGCUGAUAAAGAUGGAAAGGUAACUGCUGAUGAAUGGGUGGCGAUGUGGGAGACUUAUGCCAGAAAUCCUAAUUCUGGUGCGGACUGGCAGCUGGCAUACUGCAAAUUCAUGUUCCAACUAGAAGACGCCGGUUGUGACGGUGCUAUUGACAGUGAAGAGUUUUCAGCAGUCUACGAAUCAUUCGGUCUUCUAAGGGAAGACAGUGUAGCCGCUUUUGAUGUGAUGUCGAAAGGUAAACCAAAAGUUACUUGGCAAGAAUUUCAAGAAUUGUGGAUACAAUAUUUCACAUCUGAUAAUCCUAAUGAUCCUGGUAACUUUAUAUUUGGUGCGGCGACGUUUUAAAUAGUUUUUAGUGAAAUUAUUAAUUUUAAAGCUGGACGUUAAUAUAUGAAUAGAAUUUUUUUCAUAUAUUUGUCUUACACUGUGUGAGUUAUCAUUUGUAUGUGAUGUUAUUAUUAUAACAAAACAUUUUGUAAAUUAUGAUAAUUAACGCGUAAUUAUAAAAUGUUUAAUUUAUAAUUGUUUUAUAAUAAUUGACUUACUAUUUAAUUUUAUAUUUGGGUGUGUAUAAUUAUUACUUUUAGUAUCACGUCACGUACAAACUGAUAAUCAUAAAAAUACGCGAUAAAGUGAUAAAGUACUGAAUAAAGACACGUAUAGAAUACCGUACGUAUUAAUAAAAGUAUUGAUUAUUUGGCUAUUUAAUAUAAUUAUAUACAUAUACUAGCGGACCCGACA
Papilio xuthus (Asian swallowtail) is the source of this 1184-nucleotide messenger RNA. Its product is annotated as calexcitin-2-like. Gene Ontology annotation, molecular function: calcium ion binding. The transcript has a single exon. The record is from RefSeq and is a predicted model, not a curated record. Lineage: Eukaryota; Metazoa; Arthropoda; Insecta; Lepidoptera; Papilionidae. Bases 237 to 788 code for a protein of 183 amino acids.